GAUUGAAAUACAACUAAAUUUUAUAAGAAAUCAAAAUGAAAAUUUUGCUACAAUUAUUAUUGUUGUCAUCAGUAUUGGUGUCGUUCAGUGUUUGCAUUCACUCACAGAUCAAACACUAUCCGAACGUAACGCUCGACACGUGUGGUAUCGGACGGCAGUCACUGUUGACUACAAAAAACUGUUUCAAGUGGUCAUCAAAUGUGACUACAAGUGUACAAAACGGACGGUUAGCUCAACCGGGAGAGUGGCCAUGGAUUGUAUUCAUCACAACUACAUAUUAUUUUUUAGGGUUUAUCCCAUUAAUGUGGAAUCAUUGUACGGGUGUUAUACUAAACACCAAUUGGAUUAUAACAGCAGCACAUUGUAUACGUACCGAUCGGACAAUGACUUUGCGUACAGUUCAGGAUAAGACAGAUAAAAGCCAUACAUAUGGUGUCCAUCAGUGGUUCAUACAUACAAACUAUACGAUUAAUAAUGAGUUGUAUGACAUCGCACUAUUGAAACUUAAUAGUCAUAUAGGGAUUACCAGAUCACUGGAUGGCAGGUAUUAUACGGUAAACGGUAUUUGUUUGCCAGACAACAGACACGGUGUUAACAUCGAUGAAGAGUUGGCAUUGUUUGCUGCUUUUGGUAAAACAGAUCCGGGAGUCAGCAAUACGGGACCAUUGCGUACGGGUUGGUUAAAGUUUCAGAAAUCAACUAAUAAUCGGAUCGAAGCUUUCAGAUAUCCGGUUGAUAGAGGAAUAGGUGUUUGUCAGGGUGAUUCUGGCGGACCAUUAAUCCAAUAUGUUUUGGGUAGUAGUAGUAGUAGUAGUGGUAGUGGUAGUAGUGAUGGUAUGAAUCGGGCCGUACUUAUUGGUGUAGUCCGGGGUAUAAACAAUCAGCCAAUGGUUGGCGACUGUCUUAAUCUGAAUCCAAAUUCAUUUAUGGGUUUUAUACGAGUAUCCAAUUGUGUCAAUUGGAUUGUUAUAUUGUUGUCAUCAGUAUUGGUGUCGUUCAGUGUUUGCAUUCACUCACAGAUCAAACACUAUCCGAACGUAACGCUCGACACGUGUGGUAUCGGACGGCAGUCACUGUUGACUACAAAAAACUUUUUCAAGUGGUCAUCAAAUGACACAAUGGAUAUACAAAACGGACGACCGGCCAAACCGGGAGAACUGCCGUGGAUUGUCUUCAUUGAAGUUAAUAUAAAACCAUCGAUUUGGACACAAUUGUAUAGUUAA
Messenger RNA from Oppia nitens, 1223 nucleotides. RefSeq names its product chymotrypsin-like elastase family member 2A. Gene Ontology annotation, molecular function: serine-type endopeptidase activity. The record is from RefSeq and is a predicted model, not a curated record. The transcript has 6 exons. Gene Ontology annotation, biological process: proteolysis. The coding region runs from base 36 to 1223 and encodes 395 amino acids. Lineage: Eukaryota; Metazoa; Arthropoda; Arachnida; Sarcoptiformes; Oppiidae.